Messenger RNA from Daktulosphaira vitifoliae (grape phylloxera), 1249 nucleotides. RefSeq names its product hydroxyacyl-coenzyme A dehydrogenase, mitochondrial-like. Gene Ontology annotation, biological process: fatty acid beta-oxidation. Bases 183 to 1106 code for a protein of 307 amino acids. Gene Ontology annotation, cellular component: mitochondrion. The record is from RefSeq and is a predicted model, not a curated record. The transcript has a single exon. Gene Ontology annotation, molecular function: (3S)-3-hydroxyacyl-CoA dehydrogenase (NAD+) activity; NAD+ binding. Lineage: Eukaryota; Metazoa; Arthropoda; Insecta; Hemiptera; Phylloxeridae.
AUAAUAACUCUUUAAAAUAGCUGAUGGAGAAUUAGGAAAACCUUGGCAAAAUUAACUUUUAUAUAAUUAGAUUUCACAGGUAAUAAUUUUAUUCGCCGUGAAAUCAGUAUUGUUUUAAUUUUUAGUAAUUUAAUAGUUAAUUUUUUUCUUGCUAAUUUAAAUUAAUUCUAAAACUUUACAAAAUGUAUGCAAGUGUUUUAUCCCGUAAUUUUUCAACGUCUAUUACUCGAGCUGCUAUCAAAAAUGUAGUAGUUGUUGGUGGUGGAUUAAUGGGUUCUGGAAUUGCUCAAGUAUCUGCUCAAAGUGGACACAAUGUUACAAUUGUUGAAAUUAGUAAAGAACUGUUAAAUAAAACAGAAAAAAGUAUUCAAGGAAGCUUGCAGAGGGUUGCUAAAAAAAUGUACAAUGAUAAGCCUCAAGACGGAGAGAAAUUUGUUGAAGAAACAUUAUCACGUAUUAGCUCAUCUACAAAUUUACCUGAUGUUGUUCAAGAUUCUGAUUUAGUAUUGGAAGCAAUUGUUGAAAAUUUAUCUUUAAAACAUAAAUUAUUUCAAUCAAUUGAUAGUGUUGCACCAUCUAAGACAAUAUUUGCUUCAAAUACAUCAUCUUUGUCAAUUGGUGAAAUUGCAUCUGUCACAAAUAGAAAAGAUAGAUUUGCAGGUUUACAUUUUUUCAAUCCAGUUCCAGUAAUGAAAUUAUUAGAGGUUGUUAGAAUUCCUGAAACAUCAGAUGAAACCUAUCAAUUAUUAAUGGCUUGGGCUAAAACAAUUGGAAAAACUGCGAUUACAUGUAAAGAUACACCUGGAUUUGUUGUCAACAGAUUAUUAGUUCCAUUAUUAGUUGAAGCUAUUAGAAUGAUGGAAAGAGGUGAUGCUUCAGCUAGAGAUAUUGAUAUUGCUAUGAAAUUAGGAGCUGGACAUCCAAUGGGACCAAUUGAAUUAGCAGAUUAUGUCGGACAUGAUACAACCAAUUCCAUUUUGAAUGGAUGGCACAAAAAAUAUCCAGAAAAUCCAUUAUUUAAUCCAUGUCCAUCCUUACAAAAACUAGUAGAUGAGAAAAAAUUAGGAGUUAAAACUGGUGAAGGCUUUUACAGUUAUAAAAAAUAAAUAUACUUAUAUUUAAAAAAAUUGAAUUUUUACAGUAUACUACAGCUUAUAUAAACUGGAAUGAAUUAUUUUUUGUGUUAAUAUGGAUAAAUACUUUUUAUAAUUAAAAAAAUACAUUUUAAUAAACUUAUUAUUGGAGAAAA